Messenger RNA from Quercus lobata, 3140 nucleotides. RefSeq lists its product as uncharacterized. The transcript is spliced from 22 exons. The coding region runs from base 184 to 2922 and encodes 912 amino acids. Lineage: Eukaryota; Viridiplantae; Streptophyta; Magnoliopsida; Fagales; Fagaceae. Gene Ontology annotation, molecular function: RNA uridylyltransferase activity. The record is from RefSeq and is a predicted model, not a curated record.
AUUAUUUUCAAGUCCACCAAUGACUGAGGAGGAGAGUGCGGACAACCCAACAAGCAUUCUUCUUUGUUACCCACCUUUUCCUUUUCCGUACCUCGUUAAAGGUCCCACAAAAUCUGGAAAAAAAACCCCUCACUAAGCAAAGCCCUUCUACUAUACACUCUACAACUAUAUCAUGAAAUAAAAAUGAGUGCCAAUAGUACAUUGGAGCAUAUACUCGAGGAAAUACUUGAAGUGCUCAAGCCCAGGCACGAGGAAUUGGCGACACGUGCUCAAGUCAUUAAUGAACUACGAAGAGUUGUUGAAUCUGUGCCAAGUUUGAGAGGUGCAGCAGUGGAGUCAUAUGGGUCAUUUGUGUCCAAUCUGUUCACAAAAUGGGGUGACGUGGAUAUUUCCAUCAAUUUAACCAAGGGUGGAUAUAUUUCACAUGUUGAAUAUGACCGCAAAAUAAAACUACUUGGAGAAUUGAAAAAAUAUUUGAUAGAUCAAUGGCAGAUGGUGCGAUUAAUCCCUGCAAGAGUUCCAAUUCUAAAAUGCGAGAGUAGCCACAAUAUCUUCUCUUGUGAUAUAUCAAUUGAUAACUUGAUUUGCCAAAUAAAGUCCAAACUCCUUUUGUGGAUCAGUGAGAUAGAUGGGCGGUUUCGUGACAUGGUUUUACUGGUCAAGGAAUGGGCGAAAGCUCAUGAGAUAAAUGAUGCAACUUCAAUGGGUGGGACUUUCAAUUCAUACUCUCUUACUUUGCUUGUGAUAUUCCAUUUUCAGACAUGCGAGCCUGCAAUUUUUCCACCUCUUAAAGAUAUAUAUGCAGGAAACGUUACUGAUGAUCUUCAAGGUCUGAGAACAGAGAGAAAUAUUGCUGAAGCAUGUGCUGCUAACAUAAGAAGGUUCAGACAAGACAAAUCCAGACGAGUUAAUCACAGUUCUUUGUCUGAAAUUUUCAUUUCAUUCCUUGCAAAGUUUUCUGACAAAGAAUUCGAGGCCUCAAAGUUAGGAAUUUGUACCUAUUCAGGAAAGUGUGAGAGCAGAAGAAGAUGGUCAGACAAUUCUGAUGCGAUAUUGAUUGAGGAUCCUUUUGAUCAGAAAGAAAACUCUGCAAGGGCUGUUAGCAUGAGUGGAUUGACUAGGAUAUCUGAAGCAUUUGAGAUGAGUAGGGUUAUUUCAGAAGAUCAGAAUCUAGAUUCUCUGCUUGCCACACUUGUUCGACCACAAGUAUCCCAGGAAAUUAGAGCACGUCACAAUCAAGGCCAGCACAGUGGAGAUACUGGGACAUCAAGUGUCUUGGUUGGUGGCCUUUUGUUGGGAGGCUUGGCAGCUGGGACACUAGGCUACAUGUAUGCACCCGAGUUAAGCAAGGUAGCUGGCGAUCUGAGGAGGAAGUUUUUUGAUGAUUCUUAUGAUGAUUCAGAUAAAUGGUGUGCCAAUAGUACAUUGGAGCCUAUACUCGAGGAAAUACUCAAAGUGCUCAAGCCCAAGCAGGAGGAUUUGGCAACACGGGCUCAAGUCAUUAAUGAACUACGAAGAGUUGUUGAAUCUGUGCAAAGUUUGAGAGGGGCAGCAGUGGAGCCAUUUGGGUCAUUUGUGUCCAAUCUGUUCACAAAAUGGAGUGACGUGGAUAUCUCUAUCAAUUUAUCCAAGGAGGGUGGAUAUAUUUCAUAUGUUGAAAGUGACCGCAAACAAAGAUUACUUGUGGAUUUGCAAAAUCCUUUGAGCGGUCAAUGGCAGAAGGUGCGAUUAAUCCCUGCAAAAGUUCCAAUUCUAAAAUGCGAGAGUAGCCACAAGAUCUUCUCUUGUGAUAUAUCAAUUGAUAACUUCAAGGGCCAAAUGAAGUCCAAACUCUUUUUGUGGAUCAGUGAGAUAGAUGGCCGCUUUCGUGACAUGAUUUUAUUGGUCAAGGAAUGGGCAAAGGCACAUGACAUAAAUGAUCCAAAUAGUGGGACUAUCAACUCAUACUCUCUCAGUUUGCUUGUGAUAUUCCAUUUUCAGACAUGUGAACCUGCAAUUUUUCCACCUCUUAAAGAUAUAUACGCCGGAAAUGUUGCUGAUGAUCUUCAAGGUCUGAGAACUGUUGCAGAGAGAAAUAUUGCUGAAGCUUGUGCUGCUAACAUAAAAAGGUUCAGAAAAAACAUAUUCAGACGAGUUAAUCACAGUUCUUUGUCUGAACUUUUCAUUUCGUUCCUUGCAAAGUUUUCUAACAUCGGUGACAAGGCCUCCGAGCAAGGAAUUUGUACCAAAACUGGAGAGUGGGUGUGCAGAAGGAGCAAUAAAAGAUGGUCGCUGAAAACUGAUCCAAUAUUGAUUGAGGAUCCUUUUGAGCAGCCAGAAAAUUCUGCGAAGGCUGUUAGAAUAAGUGGGUUGACAAGGAUAUCUGAAGCAUUUGAGAACAGCCACCGUAGGCUUAGUUCAGCUGAUCAGAAUCAGGAUUCUCUGCUUGUCACACUUGUUCGAUCACAAGUAUCCCGGGAAAUUAGAGCACGUCUUAGCAAUCCAGUUUCUUAUAGUGGGGGCUACCAGCCCCACCUAACACGUCCACAUGUGCACAGGAAUGUGAACUUACAGGCAGAAACUCAGAACAAAUUUCAGAACUUGAGGUUGGAAAGCAAUUCUAACAAUCCAACCUUGACAGAAACUGUGAACAUGUAUGGGAAAUUUGAGGCAUCUGAGUCAAAAAAGCAGAACCAAUUUCAGAACUCAAGGUUAGAAAGCCGUUCCUACAAUCCAAGCAUGACAGAAAUUGUGCAGGCACAAAGUCAAGGCCAGCACAGUGGAGAUGCUGGAAAAUCAAGUCUCUCCUUUGGUGGCCUUUUGUUGGGAGGCUUGGUAGCUGGACUAGGCUACAUGUAUGCACCCGAGAUAAACAAGGCAGCUGAUGGUCUGAAGAAGUUUUUUGAUAAUUCUGAUGAUGAUUCUGAGGAACCAAAAAAUUGAGAAGCCUUUGCGGUUGAAUUCUGCCAUAAAUGAUGUUUCUGCUAAGCUUUGUGGAGAAGAUGCCCCUAAUGGAGCUGCAACGAAUUCAGAUAAAAGCUGUAGCUUUAACGUCACAGAAUAUUUUGUUGAAAUUGCCAUAUAAAUUAUAACUACUUUUGUGUGAUUAGUACUGGAAAAACAGUGUUUGGAAUCUUUUAAUCCAUUUUGAUUUUCUUUUA